GUGAAAACAACAACAGCUGAAAGAGAAAAGUCCACAAACAACAACAAAAGAGGAACAACAAAAAGGCAAACAUGACAACCAUAAAGCUGCUCAUUAUCGCCUGUUUGCUGUGUGGCGUGGGGCGGGCGGACGAGUCGCUGGACACACGUGAAGGCGUCGAUCUGGUGCUCAAGUGCCGUUUCACCGAGCAUUAUGAUUCGACUGACUUCACCUUCUACUGGGCGCGCUGGACCUGCUGCCCCACAUUGUUCGAGAAUGUGGCCAUUGGCGAUGUGCAGCUCAACUCCAAUUAUCGACUUGACUUUCGGCCGGGUCACGGCAUUUACGAUCUGCAAAUUAAGAACACCUCCUACAAUCGGGACAAUGGACGGUUCGAGUGCCGCAUCAAGGCCAAAGGCACCGGGGCCGAUGUGCAUCAGGAGUUUUACAACGUGACAGUGCUAACGGCCCCACAUCCGCCAAUGGUGACGCCCGGGAACAUUGCGGUGGCCACCGAGGAGAAGCCACUCGAGCUGACCUGCAGCAGCAUUGGCGGCUCACCGGAUCCCACGAUAACCUGGUUUCGAGAGGGCAGCAAAGUGCCAUUGCAGUCGUACGCGCUGAAGGGCGGCUCCAAGAACCACUACACGAAUGCGACGCUGCAGAUACUGCCCAGACGGGCGGACGAUGGUGCCAAGUACAUAUGCGUCGUUUGGAAUCGUGCCAUGCCCGAGGGCCACACGCUGGAGACCAGCGUAACGCUGAACGUCAACUAUUAUCCACGCGUGGAGGUGGGGCCGCAGAACCCGCUGCGCAUCGAGCGCGAUCACAUUGCCAAGCUGGACUGCCGCGUGGACGCCAAGCCGAUAGUAUCGAAUGUGCGCUGGUCACGCAACGGGCAGUAUGUGAGCGCCACGCCCAGUCAUACGAUCUAUCGCGUGAGCCGGCAUCACGCCGGCAAGUACACGUGCAGCGCGGACAACGGACUGGGCAAGACGGGCGAGAAGGAUAUCAUACUGGACGUGCUCUAUCCGCCGGUGGUCACCAUCGAGUCGAAGACCCACGAGGCCGAGGAGGGCGAAACUGUGCUGAUCCGCUGCAACGUGACCGCCAAUCCGCCGCCCAUUGCCAUCGAGUGGCUGAAGGAGGGCGCCACAGACUUCCGCUACGCUGGCGAGCUGCUGACCCUGGUCUCGGUGCGGGCGGAGCACGCGGGCAACUACAUCUGCCGCUCGGUGAAUCUGAUGCAGCCCUUCGGCUCGAAGCGCGUCGAGGGCGUGGGCAACUCCACGGUGGCGCUGCUGGUGCGCCAUCGGCCCGGCCAGGCCUACAUAACGCCCAACAAGCCGGUGGUGCACGUGGGCAACGGCGUGACGCUCAGCUGCUCGGCCAAUCCGCCGGGCUGGCCGGUGCCGCAGUACCGCUGGUUCCGCGACGUCGACGGCGAGGCGGGCAACACCCAGAAGAUACUGGCCCAGGGGCCGCAGUACUCGAUACCCAAAGCCCAUCUGGGCAGCGAGGGGCGCUACCACUGCCACGCCGUGAACGAGCUGGGCAUUGGCAAGAUCGCCACCAUCACGCUGGAGGUGCACCAGCCGCCGCAGUUCCUGGCCAAGCUGCAGCAGCACAUGACGCGGCGGGUGGGCGACGUCGACUAUGCGGUGACGUGCAGCGCCAAGGGCAAGCCGAAGCCGGAGAUACGCUGGAUCAAGGACGGCACCGAGAUAUUCCCCGCCCGCCGGCUCUACGAGAUACGCACCACGCCCACCGAUGCCGGCGGCGGCGUGGUGAACGUGCAGAGCGUGCUGCGGUUCCGCGGCAAGGCGCGACCCAACGGCAAUCAGCUGCUGCCCGGGGAUCGCGGCCUCUUCACCUGCCUCUACGAGAACGACGUGAACUCGGCCAACUCGUCGAUGCACCUGCGCAUCGAGCACGAGCCCAUCGUCCUGCAUCCGUACAACAAAGUCGCCUACGACUUGCGCGAGUCGGCGGAGGUCGUCUGCAAGGUGCAGGCGUACCCCAAACCCGAGUUCCAGUGGAAGUUCGGCAACAAUCCCUCGCCGCUGACCAUGUCCUCCGAUGGCCACUACGAGAUCAGCACCCGCAUGGAGAGCAACGACAUAUACACGACCAUCCUGCGCAUCGCCCACCUGCAGCACUCGGACUACGGCGAGUACACCUGCCGCGCCACCAAUUCCCUCAACACGAUCCGCACCCAGAUCCGGCUGCAGCCGAAGGGUCCGCCGGAGAAGCCGACGGCCCUCAAGGUGCUGGAGGUGGCCCACAACUACGCCGUGCUCAGCUGGCAGCCGGGCUUCAAUGGCGGCCUAUCGAACACGAAGUACUUGGUCAACUAUCGGCGCGUCGCCACGCCCCGUGAGCAGCUGCUCUCGGACUGCUCGGGCAACGGGUACGCGGCCAGCUACCAGGUGAGCAGCUCGACUGCCGCACAGUCGGGCGCCCACGAGUCCAUCGAGUUCAACUGCUUCCACGAGAAUCCGUGCAAGCUGGCGCCGCUGGAUCAGCACCAGAGCUACAUGUUCAAGGUGUACGCCCUCAACUCGAAGGGCACGUCCGGCUACUCGAAUGAGGUGCUCGCCACCACCAAGGUGAGCAAGAUUCCGCCCCCGCUGCACGUCAGCUACGACCCCAACUCCCACGUGCUGGGCAUCAACGUGGCCGCCACGUGCCUCUCCCUGAUCGCCGUCGUCGAGUCCCUGGUCACACGGGAUGCCACCGUGCCCAUGUGGGAGAUUGUCGAGACGCUCACUCUGCUGCCCUCGGGCAGCGAGACGACCUUCAAGGAGGCGGUCAUCAACCAGAUCGCACGCACCGCUCACUACACCACGGCCACCACGUCCGGACGCAGCCUGGGUCCGGGCAACGGCCACCACGGCGAGGAUCGCACCAUGGCACUGGCGGAGACUGCGGGCCCGGGUCCGGUGGUGCGGGUCAAGCUCUGCCUGCUGGCCAAUCACGAGCAUUGCGGUGCCUAUGCCAAUGCGGAAAUUGGUAAAUCGUACAUGCCGCACAGCUCCUCGCUGACCACCUCCACUUGGGUAGCCAUCGUCAUAGCUGGACUGUCGUUUGUGCUGCUGCUGGCGCUGCUGUACGCUUUCUGUCGCUGCCGGCGCACGCAUGCGGCCAAGAAGCAGGCGGCGGCCUCUGCGGCCACAGCCACGCCCAGCAGUGGUGCCAAGGACUACGAUGUGGAUGCCACAUGCGGCACUCUGGUGGCCGCAACUGGAGACACGCAACAGCAGGCGCCGCCGCCUCCUCCGCCCUACUAUCCGACUGGGAGCCUGGACAGCAAGCAGCUGGAUGGUGGCAUGGAGCUAACAUUAACAGCUCUCCACGAUCCCGACGAGCAGCUAAACAUGCAGCAAGGAGAGAUGCACACGCAGCAGCAGCAGCAGCAACAGCAGCAGCAGCAAUAUCAAACGCAAUCCAAAUGCCAACAACAAGGACUCUACCAGCAGCAACAGCAACAGCAGCAGCAGCAGCAUACGAAUGGCUAUGGAUAUCAUGUGGCAAGUGGCAUUGGCAUCGAUGGCGACAGCUAUCAAGUGCUGCCCUCCUCCGUCGCUGGACACCAUGGCGAGUCAGGACCACUUGAGGCGACAACCGUUCCAGCAGCAGCAGCAGCAGCACGCGCCGGCAAACUAACGAAACAGCCCACCACCAACACCAUCAGCACCACCAUCCCCCCCACCAGCAACACCACCACCAACAACACCACCAACAACUCUAGCAACAACUCCACCUUGAAGCGUGGCCAGGUGAGGGGGCGGCAGCUGGUGCAGCAGGUGACCGCAGCUACGGCAGCUACCACCACGGCGCUGGCAACGACAAUUACAACAACAUCACGUAAUGCCAAAACCGCAACAACAACAACGACGCUCGCCAUCUCAGGGUCGAACAACAUGCCCGGAGGCAGCCAGGAGAACAACUAUAGCAAUGCGCGCGAUUUGUCGCAGGAGGCGCUGUGGCGCCUCCAGCUGGCCGCCGCUCAGAGCCAACAGAUCUACGUGGAGCAGCGACCGCCAUCGGCGUUCAGCGGCCUGGUCGACUACGCCGGCUAUCAACACAUCAACACGGUGACCAGCUCGCUGAGCCAGCAGAGCUUCGGACAGCAGCAGCAGCAGCAGCAGCAGUCGGUCGGAGUGCAGCCGCUGACGCCGCAUGAGAUGCUGCAGGCAGCGCAGCGCUAUGGAACGCUGCGGAAAUCAAAGCAGCCGCCGCUGCCGCCGCAGCGCAAGGAUCAACAGCAGCAGCAGCAGCAGCAGCAGCAGAAGCAGCAGCAGCAGCUGGCCGACAUUAUACAGGAUUUAGCAAAUUAAACUAAUUGCCAGUUAAGAGACAGCAACAACAACAACAACCAAACAACCAAAGCAACAACAGCAAAAUAUUUAAAAA
Drosophila mojavensis is the source of this 4395-nucleotide messenger RNA. It is a transcript of the gene fred, whose product is annotated as hemicentin-2. Bases 72 to 4319 code for a protein of 1415 amino acids. Lineage: Eukaryota; Metazoa; Arthropoda; Insecta; Diptera; Drosophilidae. Gene Ontology annotation, molecular function: cell adhesion molecule binding. The record is from RefSeq and is a predicted model, not a curated record. Gene Ontology annotation, biological process: cell-cell adhesion. The transcript has 9 exons. Gene Ontology annotation, cellular component: cell-cell junction.